Chroicocephalus ridibundus (black-headed gull) is the source of this 6695-nucleotide messenger RNA. It is a transcript of the gene CHRM2, whose product is annotated as cholinergic receptor muscarinic 2. Gene Ontology annotation, molecular function: G protein-coupled acetylcholine receptor activity; G protein-coupled serotonin receptor activity. Gene Ontology annotation, cellular component: dendrite; synapse; plasma membrane. The transcript is spliced from 4 exons. Gene Ontology annotation, biological process: regulation of smooth muscle contraction; regulation of heart contraction; chemical synaptic transmission. The record is from RefSeq and is a predicted model, not a curated record. Bases 899 to 2317 code for a protein of 472 amino acids. NCBI's taxonomy places the organism in Eukaryota, Metazoa, Chordata, Aves, Charadriiformes, Laridae.
GCGCUCUCGCACACCCACACACCACACACCCCCGCAGGCGGGCAGCAAGCGGACCCACAGCCACAGCACCCCACAGCAAGGACAUUCGCCCGAGAUGCUCACCUAGGCGCCCCGUUUCCCUCCCUCACCACCACCCCCACGAAGGUGGCAGCUUGCCCUCAUUUCCUCAGAAGUGCUGGGGGAAGUAUGAAUUAUUACCAGCUCACUUACGAGUCCCAGCUUCUGCUAUUUUUAAUUUCUCCAGUUUUGUCCAAACCGUUAAGCCAGGUUUGAUAGCACUAUUGCUCUAGUAUUUUUUAUUUUUUUUUUUUUUUUAAAGCUCAACUUGGCUGAACUGAAGCGGAGAUUCCCAAGGGCCAGAGCCACGGAGGGUGUGCGUGUAUAUGUGUGUGCCUGUGCGUGUGGGAGGGAGAGAGCGAGCGAGGGAGAGACAAAAACUCCCUCAGCCCGGACAAUGCCACCUCUUGUUUAAAGCUUCCAAACUGUUAUUCUUUCCCCCACCACACACCCUCCAUUAUCACGGUACCAAGUAAUCUGUCUUUCCCCCUCACCCCAACCCCCCCUCCCUCCUCUUGGAAGAUAUGGAAGAGAAAGAUAAAGCGGCUGCCGCCGGGCUCUGACUGCGCGCAGCCCGCAUGCCUCUGCCGCCACAGCCGGCGCGACUCCGCAGCCGCCGCUCGCAGCGAGCCGCUUACAGCGGGAUGGGAUGCAACUUCUGGUAAUUGGAUCACAGUUCAAGGUAAACUGCAUCAGUUUCUCACUAUCUGGAGCGCUAAACCAGUCCAUUGAUGUAAAGCAACAACCCCCCUCCACCUGUGAAGACUACAAGGCAGCAAGAAGAGAUUCUCCCAGAAAAAGUGCUUAAGUGUUAAUUUGGUACCUUGUUAGCAGAACAGAAAUGAAUAACUCAACGUACAUAAACUCUUCCACUGAAAAUAUGAUGGCUCUGGAGAGCCCCUAUAAAACAGUUGAGGUGGUCUUCAUCGUCCUGGUAGCAGGGUCUCUCAGUCUAGUCACCAUAAUUGGGAACAUCCUGGUCAUGGUGUCAAUCAAAGUCAACAGGCACCUACAGACUGUCAACAACUAUUUCCUGUUCAGCUUGGCCUGCGCUGACUUGAUCAUCGGCAUCUUUUCUAUGAACCUAUAUACCCUCUACACUGUGAUAGGCUACUGGCCCUUAGGGCCUGUGGUGUGCGACCUCUGGCUGGCUCUUGACUAUGUGGUCAGCAACGCCUCUGUAAUGAACCUCCUCAUUAUCAGCUUUGACAGAUACUUUUGUGUCACCAAGCCUCUGACAUAUCCUGUAAAGCGGACCACUAAGAUGGCAGGCAUGAUGAUUGCAGCUGCAUGGGUGCUCUCCUUCAUCCUGUGGGCCCCUGCAAUUCUCUUCUGGCAGUUUAUUGUGGGAGGAAGGACUGUCCCAGAUGGGGAUUGCUACAUCCAGUUUUUUUCCAAUGCUGCCGUCACUUUUGGCACUGCCAUUGCAGCCUUCUAUUUGCCUGUUAUCAUCAUGACUGUCCUUUACUGGCAAAUCUCUCGAGCCAGUAAGAGUCGGAUAAAGAAAGGGAAAAAGGAAGCUGCCCAAAACCAAGAUACGGUUUCCCCCAGCCUUGUCCAAGGUAAAAUAGUGAAACCAAACAAUAACAACAUCCCAACCAGUGGGGAUGGGUUGGAGCACAGCAAAAUUCAGAAUGGAAAAACCACUGAAGAGACUGUGACAGAGAACUGUGUUCAAGGGGAGGAAAAGGAGAGCUCCAACGACUCCACCUCUGUCAGUGUUGUUGCUUCCAACAUGAAAGAGGAUGAAGCUGCCAAAGAUGCCAGCCAGGCUUCUGCCUCCCAAGACCAUCUCAAAGUGGAGAACUCCAAGCUGACAUGCAUCAGGAUAGUCACCAAGUCCCAAAAGGGUGACUGCUCUGCCCCCACCAACACUACUGUGGAGAUUGUAGGCAGCAACGGGGAGGAAAAGCAGAACAGUGUAGCCCGGAAAAUCGUUAAGAUGACAAAGCAGCCAGCCAAAAAGAAACCACCUCCUUCUAGAGAGAAGAAAGUGACAAGGACUAUUUUGGCCAUCCUUCUGGCCUUCAUCAUCACCUGGACACCAUACAAUGUGAUGGUGCUCAUCAACAGCUUCUGCACAUCCUGCAUCCCCGGCACUGUAUGGACCAUAGGUUAUUGGCUCUGUUAUAUCAACAGCACCAUUAACCCUGCUUGUUAUGCGCUCUGCAAUGCCACUUUCAAGAAGACCUUUAAGCACCUUCUUAUGUGUCAUUACAAGAAUAUAGGAGCAACAAGGUUUCACUUCCCUUCUGAGUGAUAGUUCUGCAAGAUGUAGAUGUCGGUCUUGAAGAGCAGCACUCCCUGGGUACCCACUCCGGCUUCCCUGGCUGUCACCCGCGCCCCGUCGCCCCCAAGGCCCCAGGUGGCCCUGCUGCUGGUGCUGCCAUGUCUUCACCUUGGGCUUGGCCAGAGGAUCCCAGCGGCAUGUCCACACCAUGUGCUGUGCUGGCCACUUCUGUUUCACAUAGAAAUUGAGCAAACUGUACAGGUGACUCAUGAAGAAAAAAACAAACAAACAAACAAACAACAAUGAAAAAAAAUGUAACUAGCACUUCUUGCCCUCCUUUUUUCUUCCUUUUAACUAUUUCCAGAAACAGACUAAAACUGAAAAGGCCCAACCAACCUUUGACUGUAGCCCUGCUGCAGCAGGGGCUGUCAUGUCAGCAGCCUGUCGGGAGUGACUUGUACUCUCACAGGCCAGCCCUACCUUCACUCUCCAGGGAGAGGACAACAGCCUGAAGAUAUGUCAAUCCAACUGGCAUCUUUUCUGAGUAUUAAAGACAACUAUGGUUAAAAGAAAGAAAAAAAAAAAAGGAAAAAAGAAUGAAUGAAAGAAAGAAAGAAAAAAGCUGACGUAAGGUUGAGAAAUCUGUUUUCCAGUGAGGACAAAACCCAAGAAAAAAUUCUGUCAGCCUUCUGUUUGGGAUUUUCAUUUGAUUUAUUAGGAAUCAUGAGGAUCUGUUUAGAGACAGCAAAGUGUUUGAACACCACCUGAUGAAAAAUAGUCCAAAGCCAACAGACACAUCUAUAUAAGUCAGAUUGCUCUUUCUUUCUUUCUCCUUCCUUCCUUCCUUCCUUCCUUCCUUCCUUCCUUCCUUCCUUCCUUCCUUCCUUCCUUCCUUCCUUCCUUCCUUCCUUCCUUCCUUUUUCUCUAUUUCUUUCUUUAUUUCUUUCUCUCUCUCUCUUUUUCUCUUUUUCUUUCUUUCUUUCUCUUUUUCUCUCUUUCUCUUUUUCUCUUUUUUUCUUUUUCUCUCUUUCUAUCUUUCUGUCUUCCUUCCUUCCUUUAUUUCCUCCUUUCUUCCUUCCUGUCUUACAAAUGCUCAUCACAACAGGAGUGUUCAAAUGGACCCCAGGGAUCAGUUGUUUGUCAUCCACAAAGCGUGAAGGGGACAAAAGCAAGUGUUAAAUCUAUCAGCCCUCUGUUUUGUAUUUUUCUGGUGGAGGAAAACAUAUUGACAAGAGGAGGCAUCUUUAGCGAUCAUGGCUGUGGUGAGAACAGCCCACACACCAGUGAGGAAACCCUCGGGGUGUCCCAGCUGCUCCUGGCCAUACUAGCUGCAAAAGGGCCAGGAUGGGAUAGAUAAUUUUUGUUUGUUUCAUCUCCUGAUGGAUUUGAAUGUGUCCAUGUGUCUGCUCUGCAGCAGGGCUUGCUAGUAAACUCACAAACCCCUUCACCAUUUUUGAUUAAUUUUCAUCCCUGUUCUCUAAUUCCUAUGGAUGCAACAGCUGCCCCAGUGCUGCCUGGGGAUACAGCUCCUGGUUUCUCCCGUGGUGCCGAGGUGGAACACUUUGAAUUUUUCACUUCUGCUGGCAGCACCUCUUUUUGUCACUUCUGUUACCCAAAACUUUUACCAAAUAGGUAAAGGAUCCUCACAACCACCUUAUGCUGCAAAACUGGCCUGAUGUAGCUGAGGGGGACAGGAAGAGUGCUGCUGAUAUUUCUUUUCCCUCACUUCCCCUAACAAUUAUUCCCAUAGAUCUUUAUUUUUUUGACAAGCCAGGUUGCUUCUCGUGAGAAGCCAAACUCUUAGGAAAGAAACAGAGAGCAGGAAAACAAGCUCUGGUCCUAUGAGCAGGAGGUGUUUGCUGACAGGUAGUGGGUUUAGAGUCUAAUAGCCUUUGAUAUUUUUAAAGAUGUCCUCCUAGAUGGCUCUGUACUCUCAGCUGACAGCAGUGCAAGUGGUAGAAAUUGAGAAGCUAAAAAGAAGCAAGCUUUUUUUCACCCCUGGGUCUACAGAUGUUUUAUAUAACAUGUCUAGAGACACUUGCUAGGGAUGUGAUUUCUAUACAGUAUUGCUUUUAUUGUUCCUGUAUAUCCUGAAAAGCUCCAGUCUUCUAAGAAACCUUUUUUUUUUUUUUUAAUUCAUAGAAAACCUUUCCCUGAAGGAAGCUGAUAGAUGGUCCUUAAUUUGCUGUGGCUUUUUUUCUCAUUUCUCUGCCUGUCUUUCUUCUUUUGUCACAGUCUUGACAAAAAGCUUGCUUUCUUCCUUCCUCACUGUAAGAAGUAUCUGUCACCUGUGUUUCAGCUACAGGUGUGCAGUUUCUCUUGCCUUUCGGGCACUGUGAAUGCUAGUAUUCACACUUUUUAACCGCACCAAAAAUACUGCCUUCCCUAGCAUGCAAUUUCCCCUUCAUGAAAGCCCAAACUACUGUGUGGAGUGAGAAGUUCUAUAAAUCCUUUCUGCACAGGUUUUAAACUGGAAGUAAAAAAAAAAAAAAAAAAAAAAAAAAAAGUCCUCACGUGAAACAAAGCUAAAUCAAUUCCCUUUCUCCCCAGUUUUGUCAUCUCCAUAUUAGAGACAAUGGUGGGUAAUAGCAAAAAGUGAAUGUUCUUGUCAUAGAAUAUCAUACAACAACAUGAAUGAAUUUUAUGCCCUGUGCAGUGCUAAGGCAGCCCCCCCUUCCCUUGAAUCCCCUUUUAUUCCAAUGCUUACUAUCAAAGUAUACACUGAGAAACCAAGCCUAAGAAUGCAGUUAUAGCAAGGCUGAGCUGGACAUGAAUCAUUUACCACAACCAAUGCAAUUAUUUAUCCUGUAUUUUCACUUCCUUCCUUUUGCUAUGGCCUCUUUUGCUACAUUGUGGGACUAGUGGCUCACACGAGCGUAUCAGUUCUCCCAGGCCUCAUAUUUCAGGGUACUGGGUAGAUUUGUUAUACACAUUUCAGUCUGGUAUUAACCAAAUAAAGGGAAACAAAUCUUGGUGUCUUUUUGCUUUCCAGAGCUCUGCGUAACCUGAAAAGUGUCAUUGGGUAGCUAUUCUUUUUCAUCUUUUUAUAGCGAGUUUCUUUCUUUUUUUAAAAUUUUUUUUUACCUCCCCUGCCAAGAAGCACAUAGAAACUAUUUUCUUUGCCCCAGAGUGCUCUGACCAUCUGGGAGAAUCGGCUGUGGGUGGUACGUGAGACACUAUGAUCACAGCCCAUGUUGGAGUGGCCUUCGGAUGGAAGGAUUUAGCUGGGUGUUUAACGUUUGUACCGUCUCACCUGGCAGCACUGAAGAAAGCACAGGGGGACAAGCUUGGCAUGCCCUAACUUGCAAAGGGACAGACAGGUCAUGGUUGGAUUGCUUCUCUGCACCCCCCAGCUCAGGGGCUGAGGGGAAGAGCGGGAGGAUUUCUGCCCCCACCAGAGGCUCUGUCUCUACUCCUCUACCCCAAAGACAGCCCUUCUCUGAAGCACACUAUGGUAGUAGCGGUAGUAAUAAAAGUAACAAAUUUGGCGAGAGUGCCAUGAUUGCCAAUAAACAAACCUUUUUAUAUCUUAGCUCUUAAUUCUGGUGCCACUUUGUAAAGGUGGGUGGUAAGUUAGAGACUAGCAGUUUGUAAAUACCUUUAGAUAGCGUGUUUUAACAUGACCAACACCGUAUCUUGACUGUGUAAAAAAGUAAUACAUUAUGUGUAAUACUAUCCAGAUAAGGUUAUAAUGUAAAUAUAAUUACAAUGAAUGUCCAAUUAUUCUUCAAGCUCUAUGUACGAGGAAGAACCUCAUUUCUUCUUGAGACAUUUUUUAACUUAAGGGUAUGGAAAACCAGUUAUUCAUUUAUAUAAAAAAAACAACUGCAUUCUUUUCUUCAAAAGAAAAUCCUGCUGCAAGGAAGUAGGGAAUGUAUUACGUGUACGUGAUAUCCAAAAUCACAUGGUAAGACUGGGAACUGAGGAUCUUACAAGUCGGGUCUGGUCAAAUUCUUGAUGCCGUACAUUUGAACUCAUAUAAAUAAGAUAAGCACAAGUUUAUGGUUAGCUGUGUAAAGCUGACCCAUUUGAUUAUAUAUACAUUAUAGAGAUAUAUUUAUAUAUGCUGUAUAGAUAUAUACAUAUACACAACAUUCAUACAGUGAAAGCAGAGUUUGACAAAGUCACGUUAACAGGGAAUUUGGAUGUAAUGUUGUGCUCCAUUUGGAAGAAAAAUGUCUGUGUUAUUCAGCAACAUUCAAAUACGUUAUGCAGGAUAAAAGAAGAAGGUGCUUCACCAAAAUAACUCAUGAAGGACUGAGAUGAUGAGGGUUUGAAAUAUCUUGAAUACUCAACUAAAAUUACAUGCAAUAUAUGUGUAUGUACUUCUGCUGAGUUGUAUUCCUAGUUAAAGUAUUGCAUUAAACAGCAAAUUAUGACAAUAAUAAAAAUGUUUUUGUAUGUGUUA